Molecule: messenger RNA, 3462 nt
Organism: Tremella mesenterica DSM 1558
Lineage: Eukaryota; Fungi; Basidiomycota; Tremellomycetes; Tremellales; Tremellaceae
Exons: 7
Coding region: 1-3462 (1153 amino acids)
Molecular function (GO): identical protein binding; ubiquitin binding; cytoskeletal protein binding
Source: RefSeq, a predicted model, not a curated record
AUGGCCUACGUCGCCGUCGCAAAGGCACUCUACGACUACACAGCUCAAGACCCAGAAACAGAGCUCUCACUCAAAGAAGAUCAGAUCGUCUAUAUCAUAGAGAAGGAAGACGACGAUUGGUGGAAAGCGAAACUCAAAGAGACUGAUGGAAAUCAAGGCGCUAUCGGUCUCAUCCCACAGACUUAUGUAGAAGAGGUACAUCCAUCCAUCCAUCCAACCGCGAACCAAGCUGACUUAUCAAAGAUCCCAGUACUUCAUACUACCCGUGCCAUCUACGCAUACGAAUCUACCUCACCCGAGGAACUAUCUUUGGACGAGGAUGCCGUCCUCCACGUGUAUUCCAUUGAAGAUGAUUGGCUCCUAGUCCGUAUCGAUGGAGCUUCACCCAAAUUAGGUUUUGUUCCCCGAACGUACUGCGAGCCGUUCGACGAAGCUUCCCAAGUGGAUGUCGAGGACGCUGCUCAGGCCGCCGCCGAAGUCGAGGCAGCCCGACAAAACGAGGCCGAGGCAGCUAAACAACGCGAAGUGGCGGAGAGACAACGACAACUGAAGCUAAAGGACAAGGUGGAAACAUGGAGUAUCAGCGAAAUGGAUGGUAAGAAGAAGAAAAAGGGUACUCUGGGAGUUGGCAAUGGUGCUGUAUUCUUUGCUUCAGAUACGGAUAAGCUGUCACCUGUCAAACAAUUGUCAAUCACAGACCUUGCUCAUGUUUCUCAACCUUCAUCGAAAAACCUCGAACUGACAUUCUCCACACUUUCCGAACCUCUCCUUUUCCAUUGUGGCUCUUCCGAUGCGGCAAAAGCAAUAGUCGCCAAGCUCGAGGCCAGCAAGGCUGCCGCAGGAGAAGCGUUACAAAUGAUCGAAGCCGAGUCACAUGUCGAAGCUUCAGAUGAGGAGCCUGAACAUCCUGUCACCGAGGCAAAGGCAGUACGCUUUGCCGCUGAACCUUCUGCACAAGCACCUGCAGCGAAUGGUCAUGGUGAGGCCGCGACGGUCUUAUACGACUUUGAUGCUCAAGGCGAGGACGAGCUAAGUGUGCAUGAGAACGAAUUCGUGACUGUGGUUGACAAAGAGAAUGAUGAGUGGUGGGUGGUCAGGAAUCAGGCGGGACAUGAAGGUGUCGUACCAGCUCAAUAUGUACAAAUAGGCGACGGCCCCGCAGCGACUGGGGCUGAGACGGAUACUGAGGAUGAAGAAGAAGAAGGAAGACGACAAGAGGAGGCAGCAGCGGCAGCAGCCGCUGCUUUGGAAGCUGAAAGGCGGGAGGCGGCACAAAGACAGGCCGAACAACGGUUAGCGAUUGAGAAGGCUGCAAGGGAGAAGCAACGACAGGAAGAAGAGGAUAGACAAUUGGCCUUGCAGAUGGAAGCGAAGCAGAGGGAGAAGCAGGAGAAACGGGAGAGACGUAGGCAGGAAGAACUUCAGAGACAGCAGGAGGAAGAGGCCGAGAGAAGACGUGAGGCUGCCAGAAGGCUUGAACCUCCGAAGAUUGCAAAGCGACCAUCUGCCCAAAACGUGGCUGCUGCGGCUGCCAACCUACCCAGUAGAGGACGAGGCGCACCCGAACGUCCUCCUGACAAUAACCGACCAAAACCCAACUCAGGUCGGGUACGUGUAUGGAACGAUAAGACCGGCCAAUUCAAAGUUGAAGCUGAAUAUCUCGGUAUGAACGGCGCCAAAGUUCGCUUGCACAAGACCAACGGAGUCAUCAUCGAAGUUCCCGUGGAGAAAAUGUCGAAUGAGGAUACUCAAUUGAUCAAGAGACACGAAGCACGCAAGGCCCGAGCUAAAGCCGAAAUCCUGGACGACGAUGAUGUCCCACUGGCCAAAUCACCUAAUCGUCCACCGUCUCAACUUAUCCGCCCAACACAAUCGAGAGCCAGAGUAGAAGAACCGAUCCCUCCGGAAGCCAUGGUCAUGCCUCCUCCUCGUAAGAAGCAGUAUGAUUGGUUUGAAUUCUUCCUGAACGCCGGAUGCGACAUUGAUGAUUGUACUCGUUACGCGACCAAUUUUGAGAGAGAUAGGAUAGACGAGGCUCUUCUUCCUGACUUGGAAAGCAGUACAUUGCGAUCUCUGGGAUUGAAAGAGGGAGAUGUGAUCAGGGUCAAGAAGGCGAUUAGUAACAUGUUUAAAGAGAAGACACCUCAACAAUUAGAACAAGUAAAGAUCGACGAAGAGUAUGCUCGACAACUUCAAGAACAUGAAAAUUCCGGUGCGAAAGGACCUGUCCCUCAACCUCCUCCUGGUCUAUUUACUGGUCCUGGAGGGAAAUUAGCCAAUAACACAAGAAGGGGUAGACCAGAAAAGAAAUCAACAGGUCCAGAUUCAGUGGAUGCUUCUGCUUUAGCUUCCAUAUCUGAUCAAUUGAUAAAGACAUCGAUUAGUCCACCUCCUUCCGUACCUCCAGUCACUGUUAGUCCUCCACCUGCUCCAUCGAUACAACCUACUAAACCGCCCAAACCGACAAUUGGGUUUGACGAUGAUGCUUGGACCAUCAAACCGAGUAGUUCAAAACCUGCCUCACCAGCUCCUCCACCUACGACCAUCAGUACUUCUGCGUCUACAUCGAAUGGAACGGAAUCAUUACUUGCUCAAAUCCAAGCGCUUCGACCGGCCAGUACCGGCGUUUCAGCUAAUAAUACUGGUAAUUCUCAAUUUGACCGUUUGGCACAAUUACGUGCUCAACCACAACAAGCGUCCCCUCUUCCACAACCUGUUCAACAGUUUCAGAAUGUUCAACAACCUCCGCAAGUUCAACCCCAAUUCCAACAACCGAAUCAAUCUUUCCAACCUCAAUUUCAACAACUCUCUCCCGCUCAGACAGGUAUACAAGGAGGGUAUACGCCAUCACCCUAUGGUCUGGGCGUACAAAAUACCGGACAACCAAUGUCGAAUUUAUUAGGAGCUAGAGGUCCGGUGGCUCCCGUACCGGCUAAUCAAGGUUUGUUAAAUCCUAUGCAGCCACAACAGACGGGAAUGUUUGUUCCCACUCGACCUGGUCAGAAUGGGUUGAUGCCUCAACCUACGGGGUUUCAGCAAGGUUUCCAACAGACGUAUGGGGGCCCAUCACAGCAAUUGCAAUUACAACCUCAGUCUAUUCAGCCGAACUUCACAGGUUAUCCAGGAAACUUCAAUCAACAAUCUCAACAAUCAUCAUUCAACGUCAUUGCAUCUAUUCCUCCUCCUCAACAACCACAGAAUCCUGACAAAUUCGCACCUAGUAAUAUCUUUGCGGCCAUGAAGAAGACAGACUUUGGGAGACCGGAGGAUGAACGGCCGCAGUCUUCGAACAAAUAUGACGCUCUCCGACCACUUACCACCGGCUACAACGGCGCGCCAGGAUUCCCUGUCUUACCUCAACAAACGGGAUUGAUGCCACAACAAACAGGGUUCGGGGUGUUAUCUCAACAAACGGGAUUUCAAGGUCAACAAUUUUAUCAGAACCCAUAUGGGUAUCGAUGA